Messenger RNA from Aplysia californica (California sea hare), 1520 nucleotides. Its product is annotated as calcium-dependent protein kinase C-like. Gene Ontology annotation, biological process: protein phosphorylation. The record is from RefSeq and is a predicted model, not a curated record. Gene Ontology annotation, molecular function: ATP binding; protein kinase activity. Lineage: Eukaryota; Metazoa; Mollusca; Gastropoda; Aplysiida; Aplysiidae.
UUUUUCCUCUUCUUCAUACAUUUACAUAAACACUAGACUUUUAUUCUUGCAAUAAUUCAGGCGUUUUAUGUCAUAAUUAAAUUGUUUUUUUUAUCUACUCGUUAUUCCAUUGUUUUGCUGUCGAAAUUCAAUUGCUUGUCUUUUUGUUGUUGUUGUUGUAGUACAAGUAAUUUUGGGUGUCCCUGGUCGGUAGUUUUAUUUUCGGAAUUCAACAGUUUUUGUUGGGUCAUAAAUCGAUUGUUUUUACUUAGAAUUUAAUUGUUUUUUCAUGCCGUAAUUUAGUAGCUUUUUUUGUAUUUAGGUUUUUGAUAGAGUUAGGUCUAGGUCUAUAUCAUUCAUUCAGUAGUUUCCAUUUCUGUCGUAAAUCAGUGGCAUUUUAGAAAUGUUUACGUAACUCCAUACUACCGGUACAUCUGCAUACAAAUCCAUAAUGUACAUGUUCAGAUUUGAACUCAAAACACUACAGCUUUUGCCGGAUGAACUGGAUGAGUCUACUUACGGCCUGGAAGUGAAAAAUGCAAAGAACGGGAAAUAUCAGGCAGAGGAUUUUUUUAUCUUCCUGGACAUUCUCGGCUCGGGCCGGACUGGCGUCGUGUUUCGCGCCAUUUUCAAGCCGGACAACAAGGAGCUGGCGGUGAAGUUCAUCAGCCACUUCCGCAAGUACCGCGCCAACGUCAUGAGGGAGCUUUCCGUCCUCAAAAUGACCAGGAAAUGCAGAUUUUUAGUCCAGUAUCAUUCUCACUUCCGUGUGGGGAACAAUCUGUACAUUGUGACUGAGCUGUACGAGGGGGGAUCACUCCAGGCUCUUCUCGAUCCGCUACUGGCUCUCCCGCCUUUGCUGACCAGGUUUCAGUCAGUAACCAAACUAAACGUGAAGUAUCCCUCUUGGGCGUUCGACGACCCCGGCACUUUGGACCUAUGUCAGAGGUUGCUGGUGAAGGAGCCUAGGCACAGGCUGGGCUCCGGCAACAAGGAUGUGAUCAAGAAAUUGUGGCAGAUCCUGAGCCCAUCAGACACAAUGGGGAAAGGAUCAGCACGUUCCAAACGGUUACGCUCCACUAGUCUGAUGCCCCACGUGUUCUCCAAGUACCUGUUCGGCGACCCCACGGGCAGCUUCGUCCAGUAGUCUCCACCAUAUCGCCGUCAGUUUUUUUAAAGUACAGUGAUUAGGCAGUUUUUUGCAGUUUUAAAAGAAGCGGUGUAGCUUUUAAAUGUUCAAAAUGUGGCAAACGUUUCUCUGCCAGAAUUGGUCUCAUCGGCCACAGCAGAAGACACAAGUCGUGUUAACCUACAAUUCUUCUAACUCUUCUAUUUCGCAAGAGAAAUAUUCCACUCUGAGGAUAUUGGUCAUCGCCAGAACUGACGGACGAGCUGGUGUUACAGUUUUAAAUGGGAGCAAAAAAAACCCUGAAUGUUGUUAUCAAGAAAACAGCAACAUGAAGAUAAUAAGGAAGUAUUAUCAAAAUUGUAUUUUCUAAAAUGUUGACCAAGGAUGUUUGCAAAGAAUUCGUUUUCUUGGU